GGGGAAUUUCCCUGACGUCUAGACAUUGUAAACUUCUUGGCUGUUUAAGGAACGACUCGAGGAAAGCGGAGAAACAACUGUCUGCCCGUCCUGGACAAUCCGACAAGAGACAACUUUACAUGGGAACACAGUCUUGGUCCUUUACUCCCUGGUUUUCUUACUACUUACUCUCACAAAAUGAACCAUUCUGGAUUCUUAUUUUGUAAGUUAUUAGACAUGCAAACUGCAGGCAGCAAUCGGUCGUACAAAUUUAUUUAUACAUUCUGCAGUGGACUGUGUCACUUGGUCUCUGUUCUACAUUGACCACAGUGCUAUGCACUGAACUGUGAAGAAACUUGUGGUUGAUUUCAUAGGAGCAGGUGUCUGACAGUCUUCUCCAGUCUAGCACCAAACAUGCCUCAAGAAACAAAGUACCCGUAUCUGCAUCUCGCCACUUCCGGCAAAAUGAACAACGAGCCAUGCAGACUUAAAAGUUUCGGCGAUCCCUCGUGGUCCAAAAACUGCCCGUUGUCCUGUUUAAGUUUAGCUAAAGAAGGACUCUAUUACACAGGAAAGGAUGCUGAGGUGAGGUGCUUCAAGUGUGGCUUGCAGCUCGAUGGACGACAGGACAGGAUCCUAGAGGUCAGAGCUGCUCACAGGGCCAGGGCGCCAGGAUGUCCUUUCAGGAACGAAAGCCUGCGUGGACCCUGCAACAUCCCUCUUCCAGUGUACAGUGCCAAAGGUCAAGCCGCCAACGCCAUCAAAGCUUACUUGGGAGGAGCUGGAGUUCCAGACACCAGCAUGUCGGGUGCCAGCGACAACGACGUGAACAACGUUACCCAUGAACUCAACGUGAGAAGACGACAUUCCAUAGGGACAGACUCACUGUUUCCGUCCUUUUCAACCAGGGUUCAUAGGUCACAAUCAUUCAACGAUUUCCAACCUGUUCCUGGUGUAUCCAUAGAGGAUUUUGUUCAAGCUGGAUUUUUUUUCACUGGAGUGACAGACACAGUCAUCUGCUACUACUGUGGACUCGCCUUGCGUAACUGGCAGACGGGGGACGAUCCACGCAUUGCUCAUGCGCGCCUGCAGCCUGGCUGUGACUACUUCCGGGAUCAGGCGGGCCCCGAGUUUGUGCUCGAUGCUCAGCGAGAGCUGCGGACCGUCGGCAUCGAGUGACCCUGUCUUCACUUCCAUGUCACUGCUGUAAAGCUGUGGGCAAAGAGAAGAAUACAGUUUUUCUGGAUACAACCAUAUGUACAACAUUGUUCAAGUGUUCUGUGCCAUACGAAGAGAGAUGAUACUAAGGUCGGGGGCAGAACAUUUGUGCCCAAAACAAUAUGGAUCGUGAUGUCGGAGGUUUCGUUUUCGUGUUUGGCUCCUAGAAGUUUCUACAUAUCCAGCACAAAUUUACUGGGUUUAUUGCCACUUGCCAAACUUCUGAUAAAGAUAAAAAUAAGGCUGUACAGUAGUAGCUGACACUCCAAUGUGUUCACGUCAGUAUGAAACUCGUUUUUUUUUCACGGUUGUCAAUUGAAAAUUGUGAACAAAAUCAAAAUAUCUGCUUGGAUAGACCACGGACGUGUAUAGGUGGACUGCUGUUUGCCGAGACCAAUGCUUAGUCUCUUGCGAAGUUUUCCGCUGUUAGUCUCGGCGAACCUAAACAAUGAAUGGGAAUGAACCGGAAGCUUUAUACACAUCUGCCUCGUUUUAGCAGUUAACUGGGGGAAAAAAAAUCGUCUGCCAGCAGUCCAGUAAUACAAGUUCGUGGACAGACAGUCGGCGACGGCAAUGAUGGCAAAGAUGCUGCUGUGUCAAGAAAAAGCGAGGGACAGGAAAAAAAAGCUAAAUUAAUAUUUAUGCCAACAAUGAUAUUUUGAAAUUAUUUUUAAACUUAUUUAUAUUUCGUCUGAAUGCAAUAUAAAAGCACCGCGCCAUUGAGCUGGCUCCCUCAAGUCUCCAACAUUUAUGAACAUUUAUGGGCAGGCAUGGUGUGUGACAAAGGCCAGCUUUGAGUGACUUUAUACGAGAAGAGUUGUGUUCAUUUGGAGAAGUCGCUUCAGAGAGAAACUAUAAUGAAGGGUGCAUCCUGUUGUGUACUUGUUAACCACAAAGUGGAUGUGAUUUAGGAAAGUCUGAUACAUACAUGUUUUACGUUCUUUUCGUAAAUAAAGUAUGUCAGACAAUGCAACUAUACCAGUUCUUUUCCAGGGAUUAAUUUUGUAUGUGCAUGUCUGUUUAUCCUUCUGUCUAUGAUAUCAGCUAAUUAGCUGUUAAAGUCUUCCAAAAGUACACUCUAUUCGAUUAUUUAAUGUGAAGUAUUAUUUCAACCAGUUUAUAACAUUCUUUUGUUAAAAGAAAUUUGUGGCUGAAAUAAGGUAAGGACUAUGCUAAAACUAUCAUUAUGAGAUAAAAUACAAAAUAAACCAAACUUUAAAAGAAAUAGAAGAGUAAAUAUAGUUGAUUAAGGGUUGACCACUAUUCACGACCAAUAUCACACCCCACAAUACCUUAUAACAGCCCGCAAGAUCUAGAGGCUGUUGGGGUUGGUUUGAAGUAUAUGGACAUAGAAGGUUAAUUCAAUUGCAAGUUGUGCAUGAAAUUAAGAAAGGGUCGGUCUUAUGGUUCUUCGGAUGACUGACUGUUAUUCAACGACUACGAGGCGAUCAUGCAGAGGAAAUAAUUCAUAUUAAACUUGUUGCUAUGAAGCUGAACAUGGAACAUGUCAGAUUUGUGUACAUGUAACUGUUAAAAAUACAAUAAAGUUAAAAGUUUCAUGCGCAGGCACAACUUUCCACCAACCGCGACUAAUGAACAGUUGUCAGGGAUUCAAAUGAUGUUGCUGCUCGCUGUGUGAAACAGCAGUGAGGUUACUCAAGCUAGAGAGGUGUCAUAUAUAUAUAUACACACACACCCACGCACACAUACAUAAAAUAACAAAUUUCUUGUGGCAAGGAGCAAGACUGAUUUGGUGUCCACUUGUGGUUACAACAGAUACUGUGACGCAUAACAGGUCUUAUGAAGGAUGGAAGAAAAGCUCGUCUGCAAGAAGGACAAUUUCGGUAACGAUAGAUGGUAUUUCGAUGAAGACAUUCGACUUCCUCCUUUACCACCAGGCUUACCCCAAGGGGACCGACUAAACUACAUUCGUAAUCUUGACCUUAGACCUGACGAUGUCAUUAUUGCUGGCUACCCGAGGUCAGGUAACAACUGGCUUCAUCAGAUGAUCUACAUGCUGAAAGAAGGGUCUCUGGCUCCACCUCCCUUGUUUGGUCAGGAUUCACAUGUUGUUAUUGAGAACACCUCAGAGAACAGACACAUCCUCCCACCUGUCAAACCUCGCGUUCUCUUCACACAUCUCCUCUUCAAGGACCUGCCUCGGGCCGUGAUGGACAAGAAGGUCAAGAUCGUGCACAUCACGCGCAACCUUAAGGAUGUCUUUGUGUCCUUGCAUUGCUUCACAGAGAAAAUCGGCGUGUAUCAUCCCCCUUGGCCAGAGUUCUUUGCCACCAUGCUAGAUGACGGAUACUGGUAUGGGGAUGUCUUUGACCACGUGACAAGCUGGGAGAAGGCGAUCGACGAUCAUCCUGAGCAUCCAUUUUACUGUGUGGCGUACGAGGAGUUGACACAAGACGCAGUUGGCCAUCUGGAACACAUUGACCAGUUCCUGGAGACACACAGAGGAAGACCUUUCUGCCAGGCGGUGGUUGAGAAGUGUCACAUCGACAACAUGGUCAAUCUUCGAAUGGCACAAGACGCUGUCAUUGAUCGCAACAUGCUUUUCAGAAAAGGAACUGUAAAAGACUGGAAGAACUGGUUCACCGUGGCGCAGAACGAGGAGUUCAAGAAAGUUGUCGGAAAGAAGUUGGCCGGCUGUAAAAGUCUACAUAUUUACGAACUUGAAUAAUUGGUGGAAAAUUGCAUAUCUUCGCCAUUUUGACUUCUGUUAGAAACUCCAGAACUUUGUCUUUUACUUAAAGGUCAACACGAGGGCAAUAUUCUUUCUCUAUAUUCGGGUUUAGUUUAUUUUGAAACAAUAAAUAAAAUAAAAAAUUAAACUUUAGUUGCAAAAUAUAAUCUUUCUUGCUGGAUAAGGAUAAUGGUGAUAAUAUUGUAGUGUUUGUGACUGUGUCACGAUGUUACGAGUAGACUAGAACGGUGUAGAAAGUGUUGAUGUUCAUAGCUGCUGCUUUAUUCCUUUUUGUUGUCAUAGUUUAACAGCUCCUUUUUUUUUCUUUUUUUCUUUUUUUUUUUUGGUAGGACGAAGUUCGCACGGCACGUUGGAAUAAAGUUAAUUCACUGGUGUUUGUAGCCAGCAUCUUUAAGAAAUAAAUACAAACUCCAUUAAACUGUAUGACCGAACACUCACCAACAGCAUCUUGUGUCCCUGUCUGUUUUCUUUGACUGUUUUCUUUCCCUUCAGUCAGCUCAUCCAGACGAUGCUAUCUUUAGAUUAUCCGCCCUUUUGUCACUUCUUGCUUUCUUGACCCAUCCAGGUGCGAUUAAGAGACAAAUAAAUAAAUUAAUUAAAUUAAAUAAAAUUUCUCGUCGAAAUAUGUUUUAUGAUACUUUAUGCUGUAUUUCACUGAACACUCGCCUAAACAUAAAAGUUUUUACGAAUAUUGCACUAAAAAGAAAGUAAAAUUAACAAGCGUUUUUUCCCAAUGGAAAGCAGAUAGAAAAUUUUAAUUCACACAUUCUUUCUCUCUUUUUGGUUCUUUCUUACUCAAAUGCUUUCUUUCUGCCGUCCAUUUUUUUUAAUUUGCUCGCUUAAAGACCAACCUAAGCAGUUAAUUAAUGGAUGAGCUUUGGAAGCUGAAAUUUACCGGUUAGUUUUAUAUCACCUACAUCUACUGAUAUUUGAAAAAAAAAACCCGCAAACGGUUGAGGUUGGUCUUUAACACAAAUUGAAUGAAUUUUGUCACAGGCACUUCAAGGGGUUGUGAUCUUUUAUUCCUUUAAUGCACUCUGACCUGAGGCUCAGAAAAAUUAGGGUAUUAAAUACUGACUGAAUGUC
Molecule: messenger RNA, 4996 nt
Organism: Pomacea canaliculata
Lineage: Eukaryota; Metazoa; Mollusca; Gastropoda; Architaenioglossa; Ampullariidae
Product: baculoviral IAP repeat-containing protein 3-like
Exons: 10
Coding region: 3005-3886 (293 amino acids)
Biological process (GO): regulation of cell cycle; sulfation
Cellular component (GO): cytoplasm; nucleus; spindle microtubule
Molecular function (GO): sulfotransferase activity
Source: RefSeq, a predicted model, not a curated record